AUGUUGGAGCACUCUCCUAAGCAACAGAAGGAGAGGGCUCUCCCGAAGCGCAUAAUCCUUGUCCGGCACGGCGAGAGAUCUCGGAUCUACGACGCCGUGAAUGACGGCGGCCGUGGAUGGAAGGUCUAUUUCUACGUAUCUCCCUACCUUAGAACUCGUUCUACGCUCCGAGAGAUCGGCCGAGCUUUCCCCAGAAAAGUGGUCAUCGGCGCUAGGGAGGAAUGUCGUGUCAGAGAGCAGGACUUUGGCAAUUUUCAGAUCGCUCAGCGGAUGAAAGUGAUCAAGGAGACCAGAGAGCGCUUCGGAAGGUUCUUCUAUCGAUUUCCGGAAGGAGAGUCUGCUGCAGACGUUUACGAUCGGGUUUCCAAGGUUAGCGACAUGGAGAGUGAUGCGUGUCUCCGCAACUUUCCCAACUUCCUUAAGUGGCUUAUAUCUUUGGGCGGUGUGAGAGUUUUGGGCUGCAACCCUUUCCUGACCACGGCAAAAGCAGGGCUGUCGCGCCUUCCUCUCGCUUGGUCAGCUCUUGGCUCACACCUCUGUCUUUGCAGCCUAUCCUACAGGAUGGGUGGAUCCCAAUAUCCGAAUGGGGAGAGUGACGAGUGGAAACGAGCAUCAGGAAGGGAAGAGCGGAAGAGAAAAGGUCAAGACCAACUCUCCAGUCUGUCUUAUGAGUUCAAGCAGGUUCAGGGAUCCGCUUUCCAAUUCUAUGGAUCUUCUCUGAACAACGGAAUGGAUUGA
Messenger RNA from Striga asiatica, 738 nucleotides. NCBI's taxonomy places the organism in Eukaryota, Viridiplantae, Streptophyta, Magnoliopsida, Lamiales, Orobanchaceae. The record is from the annotation of a GenBank genome assembly.